Molecule: messenger RNA, 11290 nt
Organism: Alligator mississippiensis (American alligator)
Lineage: Eukaryota; Metazoa; Chordata; Crocodylia; Alligatoridae
Gene: GDF7
Product: growth differentiation factor 7
Exons: 2
Coding region: 8-1093 (361 amino acids)
Biological process (GO): SMAD protein signal transduction; BMP signaling pathway
Cellular component (GO): extracellular region
Molecular function (GO): growth factor activity; cytokine activity
Source: RefSeq, a predicted model, not a curated record
CGCCAGCAUGCAGCUGCGGGCGGCCGCGGCGCUCUGCCUCUGCGCGCUCAGCGCCUGCCGCCUGCCCGCCGCCGCCCUCCGCAACGGCACGGUGGUGCCGCACCCCUACAUGCUGGCGCUCUACCGGCGCGGCGCGCGCCCCGGGCCCGGCACCGUCACCGGCUUCGCGGACCGGGCGCCCGGAGCCGAGGCGGCGGCGGCGCAGAGGUACGUCUUCGACAUCUCCAGCCUGGGCGAGGCGGACGAGGUGGUGGGCGCCGAGCUGCGCAUCCUGCGGCGCCGGCCCGAGAACCGGAGCCUGGCCCGGGCCGCGACCCGCAGCGCGCCCCGCCUGCUGCUCUCCACCUGCCCCGGCCCGGCCCGGCCGCCCCGCCUGCUGCAGGCCCGCGCCGCCCGCGCCUUCCCCUCGGGCCCGCCGCGCUGGGAGGUGUUCGACGUGCGGGACGCGCUGCGGGGCGACGGGCCGCGGCCCCGGCUGCUGUGCUUCGUGCUCAGCGUGCUGGCCGAGCCGUCCGGGGCAGCGCUGCCCCCGGGGCAGCUGGGCUUCGGCAAGCAGCAGCAGGCAGCCGGCGAGAGAGCCCUGCUGGUGGCUUUCUCCCGUGCCCAGCGGCGGGAGAGCCUCUUCAAGGAGCUCCGGGACAAGGUCAAAGCCCUGGGCAGCCCCCUGGUCUCGGGGCCCGGCGGGGAAAGCCCCCCCAAGCGCAGGAGGAGGCGGCGGCGGCGGCGGACUGCGCUGGCCGCCCGGUCUGGGGGCAGGGGGCAAGGCAAGAAGGCCAAGACGCGCUGCAGCAGGAAGCCCCUGCACGUCAACUUCAAGGAGCUGGGCUGGGACGACUGGAUCAUCGCCCCUCUGGACUACGAGGCGUAUCACUGUGAGGGCCUCUGCGAUUUCCCCCUGCGGUCGCACCUGGAGCCCACCAACCAUGCCAUCAUCCAGACCCUGAUGAACUCUAUGGACCCCGAGUCGACUCCCCCCAGCUGCUGCGUGCCUUCCAAGCUCAGCCCCAUCAGCAUCCUCUACAUCGACUCCGGGAACAAUGUGGUUUACAAGCAGUACGAGGACAUGGUUGUGGAGACCUGCGGCUGCAGGUAGCAAUGUCUGCUGUCUCCGCCAGCCCCACCUCGUGUCUAUGCGUAUUCCUGGCACGUGCCUUUUGAAAGUAAAGGUAAGAAGAGGCGUCGCAGCCGUCCUCGCGAGGCCCCGUCUGUUGUAUCCCAGCAGGCAGGGUUUGCUGUUCAGACCCUCUGCCUGCAGGGUCUGACGCUGGAGGGAGAGAUGCAGCAGGAGGUGCAGGAUCAUUGCUGGGUGCUACGGACUUUCCCCACAGGCAGUGAUCUGUACAUUUGCUUCCGUAGGUAGAUCUGCUCCUCAGCAUUGUUCUGAAACCAUCCUGCAAACGGGCACUUUCAAAGGGAACAAAACAAAACAAAAGCCCUCCAUGGCUGUUUUUCCAGGAAUUACAAUCUUCAGUACACCUAUACAGACACUCGCUGUCCCACCCUGUCUAGGAGGUCAGCUGGGGAGAAUCAGCGGUGGUAGCGAGUCUCUCUCUCCCUCUCUCUCUCCCUCUCUUUGAAACGGCCCUGUCCUUGUUCAAGCGAAACCAUUGACAUUUCCCUUUCGGAAGAACAUUUCAUUUCUCCCCUCACGGAGGAUCAAAGAAAUUGCAGCCAGUUGCCUGAAAGGUGGAUAGAUGGGUGCCGUCUAGUUUCGGAGGCAAACCAGGGUUCAGCUCGUGAUCGGUUUGAGUUUAAACCCUGUUUUUUAAGGGUUUGUAAUGUGGCUGUAAAAUUUCCCAUGGGAUGAAACCAGAGUGCCUGCUCUUAGCCCCGGGAACAUUUUGCUAUUGUUUUCCUGAGUUGAAAUGAUUUUAACCCCUGUCCAGUGCCGUGUGCACACAAUGGCCAAGUUCGGCUGUCCGUUGCCUGGCAGCUGGAUUUAGUUCCAAACAUCUGUCAUACGGUGCUCAGCGGGCCUUAUUCUGCUCUGCCUUACCAAUAUUUUAGUGCAUGUCAAAUAGAAGUCUGUGGAGUUUAACUGGUGUAAAACUGAUGUAAGAGAUAGGUGAAUCCUACUCAGACAUCUUACCAGCCCAUUGUAGCAAACAAUGCUGGUUCGACAGGACUUAAACAGUGACGUGUUAUGACUGUAAAAGAAUCCGACACAUACUGGCUUGGGAGGCUUUUUCAUGCUCUUCGAAAAUUACAACGAUCAGUUUUUGAACCAGGAAACUUUGCAAAUGAUUUUCCUGCAGUGGGGCAAGCCUUGCUCAGUCCUUUGAAUUGAAAAGGGGCUACUCUUAAGAGUAAGCACCUUUUUGCAAUUAUAGUACUCAUUCUCAAUUAUAUCCUGGCUAGCUGUCAUAUAGCCAGGAACAAAAAUGACGAAUUGCCAAGGAGAUGCUGAAGAAUGUUAACUACCUAUUAAGAACCUGCUUGAAGGGUUAGGGAAUGAACAAUACAUUUCAGGCCUCAUCUUGCUGCACUUAGGCAUGCAAGACUCCCAUCGACCUUAAUCACAUUCUGAUUUUCCAGGGCAUUAUCCCUUCAUUCGUUGGGUUAAAGAGAAAUUCAAGGAGUUUAAUUCUGGUUGCACUUUGUAAAUUAUGGAAAAAUUGUGAAAGAUUCAGAAAGGAGCUAAGAGACCUUAGAGUCUCAAACUAGUUUAUUCAAAAGGAGGUUACGAAAGAACUUCAUCACCAUCGUAAGUGGGAAAGAGAUUUUGGGAAGUAGAUGGCUUUUUAGUAGUAAAAAGUAGGUACAUCCAGACCCAAUGUUUGGAAGCUGAAGUGAGGUAAAAUCAGACCCGAAUUAAAACCCAUUGUUUUGAACACGGAGAAAUGUUAACCAUUGAAGCAACUCGCUGAUGGAUUCUGUGGUUUUAUAUGACUUGACGUAUUUGAAUCAAGGUUGGCUGGUUUCCUAAUGUGUGCUAUUGCACAGACAGAAUUCAUUGUCUACAUGGAGAAAUUGCUAGGUAGUAUUCUGGGGACUGUGUUCUCAUCAGCCUAAAUGAAUAUAAUGGUUCCUUCUGGCUUUAAAUCUAUGAAUCUGCAAAAUUUGUCCAAUGUCAAUAAUUUGCUCUAAUAUGCAGAACACAGAAGCAGGCCCAAAGACUUAACAUCUUUAAAACCAUUUUUGAAAGAAGUUAAAUGACUGGAUAGGUCCUGCAGACCCACAGAGAAAACUCUUCCAUUUCAACCAUUUUCCCCCGCCCCCCAGCAAAAUGCCUUAUGAUUGCAUAUUGGCAGAUAAAAUCAGACCAGGGGUUACUCACAUAGGCUCAAAGAGCACGCGAGCAAAAUAUUUGCUAGCAUUUGCACUCCGACCUUGAAAGCUGAACAAUUUGCCUGUUGCUCUGCUCGUAGAGAUCCGUAGAAGACUCAUCACAACCUAAUGUCCAUCUAUAUGGAAUUAAACAGGGGCACUCUGUACGAUGCCAAUCGGACCGAGUAAUUUGGGCAGCCUGCCAACCUAAGUAGUACAUAUGCUUUGAAGUCAGAAAUACGUAUGAAUCACUCUCAGGGCAGAAGUGAGUGUCCUGGGUCUGGUGCUGUAUAAGACAGGCUAAUAUUCAGUCCUGAAUUGCUCAUACUUUCUCUUCAGUAAUUUAGCAGAUCCUUUGCAAAAUAGUGUGUGUUUUCUACUAUCAGUUAAAAUAUUGCCAAAUGUGCAUCAGUGCCUGGUAGCUACGGUCCUUUGCUUUCGUAGGAGUUAAAUUAAUGUUGUAACUUUGCCUAAGCAGCUAAACUUUCCCAAAGUUCAGAGGUGCCUGGAUCUGGGGAUUUGAUUGUGCUGUUGUAGAGGGAAGGGGUAACCUCCAAAAACUAGACCGGGAUCCAACUAUUUUAAAGUUCAGAAAAGUUUGGACCGAGGGCUUGGUUCAGAUCCAGCUCGAAUUGUAAGAAACCCCCGGAGAGGAUAAUACAGUUACAGAGAAGAAACCAUACAACAUUAAUAAUAAUGAAAUAGAUGCCGAGCAAGAUCCCUACCUGGCAUAGCUCCAUCGUAACUCCAGCUGAGGAUCAGGCCCUCGAAAUCGAGGGUAGGGAAGAAAUUUUGCACUGUCCUAAAUGAACUUUAAUCCCACCGACUACUUUGGAUUUAUAUCAGUGCAACAGAGAGGGAAAUUUGGCUUCAUAUAGCGGAACGAAUGUAAAUAAGUGCUAAAUAUGGCAUAUUCUUAUACUGGGAUUAUUCUGAGACACAGAGGUUAGCAGCUGAAAGGAAGGCUUGACUCCUUGCCAGUGGAUUUUUUAAAUUUAAAUUUCUAUUUUUUUGUAUUAUGACUUCCCUGUUGAUCCCAGCUCUCUGUGGUUAGAGGCUUGUAAAUAAUGCUAGCUAGGUGACAGGCAUUUCACAAGGCUAAGCUGGGGCAAGUGCUGCAGCAAAGGUCAGCUGGAGACUUCGCAGGUUUGUUUCAAGUUUCAGCGUUAUUAAGAAUAAAAGUUAGGAGAGGCGAUGAAAAGUGAGGAGGCUGUCGUGAACUGCUCUGCAGCAAUUUGUUCUGGAAAUAUCAUGUCAUUUUCUUACAAUGUCACUGAGCCUUUUUUUUUUUUUGGAAGCUGCUGGAUGCUUUUUUUUUGUUGCUGCUUUUUCUCCCAUUUACUUAUUUUUCCAAAUAAAACCCUUUGCAUGACAGAGGUUCAAAGCUGGGCCGUACCAUAUCCAGAGCUGAAUGUCCUUGCCAGCUGGGGGCUGUUAAUGGCCCUUGGCAGACUGGUGGCCUCUAACCAAUUACUAAGUGGCGGAGGGGCUACAUCACAGAAGACAUUAACACGAGUGACAGUAAUUGACAUUCUUGCUGACAGCCUAAGUGCCUUGGAAAGAAAGGGCCCUGGAGACAGAAUUCACCUAUCAGUCCGAAAGCUCCUUCUGAACAAGGUUAGCCACCGCAUUGAUGGGUGCUACUGAGAGAUCUGCGGUAGAUUGACCUACGCUGGCAUGCCGGUGGAUUGACAGCCUGUAGAGCUGCUGCCACCAUUCGGUACUUUGCCUGGUCUGGGCGAUGGAGGGGGGGACCAGCUUGAUACAGGCUCUGGAGUUCUGUCUGGCCUCUUUCAUGAUCACAAAAUUAAGACAAAAAAAGAGGGUCCGGAACAGAGAGAGAGGUCACUAGUGACUGUGAUCUCUGAUGACGUCUCUUGUUUGUUCAUAUUUGAGCCAAUCAUCAAGUUGCAUCUCUGAUUGCCUCUCUGAACAGGCAUGUUUGGUUUUAGACAGGGAGAACUAGAGUUGCACAUCUGUCAGAAAAGCACCUCUUCUGCCCUUUUUAUUGCCUGCAAAAUGUCAGGAGAAUUUCAUCAGAAUAGCAAUCACGGAGAGAGAAGGUGCGGAACAAAGGCACAUUUAUCUUCUAUAGCGUUGCUUUUCAGGAAGAAUCUGAUUCCCCUUCACUUUCCGCAGAGGAACAAGAGCUUUCAGUCUGUUUUGGCCACAAGAAACUUCUUUUUUCCUCCUGUUUCUUAUUGAAGGCUGGGGCUUUAUCUGUCCAUUAAAAUGCAGUCUGCAAAAACGCUCGUGUUCUAAGCGGGGUACAAGAAUAGAGAGUCAGUCUUUGUGAAUACUGGGACAAACAUGGCCUUCAGUUAUAACAGUGUAAAUUCUGCGUGACUCCUUCGAAGUUUAAAGGAGUUACUCUGGAUUUACACCUGUAUAACUGAGACCCCCAAACUGGAGCACCACCUCCUAUUUUGAAUAGAGCAGCUAUUCUGAUUCUCAGCGAGGAUAUCUUUGUUGCAGUGGGGAGGUGUAAGGAGAGUACGGUAUUGUACUUGCACUGAGUGCAAAUCAAGAAAAACUCUGUUGCGGUUAAUCAGUACAAAGCUGGUGUAAGCGAAACCUCUGAGGUUCAGUUCAUCUUUAGCACUACCUGAUAUAGGAUAUGAUUCCUGGGAGGGAUGGAAGAUGGUAAGAUAAAGCAGAGCUGGGAUGGAGUUCUUUGUACAUAUGCUCACUACUACCUUCUAGUGGCAAGGAGCAUUGCUCAGCAUAACUCAGUUGAUGAUAUAAUCCUUUCCUCAGUUUUUCAGCUUGGAGUACGGGGGCUUAUUCUUGAAGCCAGUGCUUGCAAUCUCGGUUCCUUAGGUCAGUCUGCAGACAACAAUUGUCUCUGUGCAGAGUUUUUUGCAACGUCAUUCCAAAAAAGUUGCAAAAUACCAUAGCUAGGAUGAGACCAGGGGACUCUGGAAAAUAAGGGAGAGAAGCCCUAGAGCCCAAGCAAUAUUUCCUGUGCAGUAUCUGACAAUAUUAAUUACAUGUGUGGGCAGCUCCUGUGUUCCCGAGGCCCUCACAACUCUGGAGGGAGUUUUUGGUGCACAUGAAAAACUUGGUCCUACACUCCAUGGGGACAUUCACACAGGCUGAGAGCUAACACGGGGCCGACAUACCACUUCAAUCCUGCUCGAGGCCUGAGGUGAGAAAUAAGGACUUUAUCAGCUUUUGUGCAGCAAGGAUUUCCAUGCAGUAUUGUACAGCUACAGUGAGGAACAACAGGCAUGAAGUGAAGCAGCGGGUUAGGAAGCAUCAGUCCCUCUGGCAGGGAGGCAGCGUCCAUCCCUGUAAUAUCUGAGUGCCUUGCCAUAUUUAAUGAAUUUAUCUUGAUAGCACCUUAUAGAGAAAGGAAGAAAUACAAUGCCUUUUUACAAGUGGGUUAUUGAGGCACUGGAAAAACAAAGAGACUUGUCCAGGGUCACAAGGAAGCCUGUGGCAGAUCAGGGUAUGAACCCAGGUCUCAGACUAGUGCCCUGUCCACUCCUUCUCUCACCUCCCUUAAUUCAAAGCCAGAACAAUAACAUUUUAUGUCAUAACAACAGUUGAAUACAAGGAUAUUUUUUAAUCAGCCACCUCUUGCCAGAGUUAAAUCUUUGGGCACAUCCAAACAGUAUAAAUAGGGUACCAGAGUUUGCACAUGAACAAAUGUGAAUUCAGUAGAUUUAGAGUGAUUUCAAUGGAUAAUUAUAGGUUCUCAAUCUCCAGUAUUUAUAUAACCUUUCCAAUAAAAAACCACAGUUUCCAUGAAGGGAAUAUUCUACAGCAGGAUUUAUUUGACCUUCAGCACCAUUUUUAUCUGCAGGAUAUAAUUACAGCUAAGCUAGAAAUAUUAAGCAUUUGAGAAAAGAACUGUGUAUUUGCAAUUUAUUGGCUCCAUUCUCCUUUGCAUGGGAAUAGCUCACCAAGGGGAGAGGAAACUUGCAAAUUGUUACCAUUUGAGUUGUAGGCCUUGAGGCUCUGCAUCGGGGAAGCACCCACAUUCAGGAAAAAGUUGAAGCAUGUGUCUAAUGCUAAGUGGGUUGGAAGCCAAUGGAUCUUAAGCAGGAGCGUAAAUACAUUGCUGUUUCCCAUCCUAAAAUCUCAGGAGUGCUGUCUCGUACAAAUGUAUGUAUGUGCUAUGGAAUAGCGGGUGGGGAGAGCAGAGAGCAGAAUGGGUUGGUGCCAAAGGUAACUUGCUAAUCAUUAUGACGUCCAAGCCGAUUACUGGCAAAAAGCACUUUUUCCAGAACGUUUACAGCCUUUUUUUUUCUCUCGUAGAUUUUUUUUCUUUAAUUCUCUUAAAGUAACCACAACAAUGUAAUAAAAACUUUUUAUAUAGGACAGACAAGACAAGGGUAGAAGGGAAAAGAGCAGUCACCAGCUUGCUCAAUGACACUGCUGGAGAAUUAUGUUGGGGCUGCUUCUGGUUUUACAGGAGUUUUAUAGUGAUAUCAUUUUAUUGAUUAUCUUGGCUUACAUUGGAACAAACAGGUUUUAGGUUCAAAACAUCCCUCAGCUAUUUCUGUCUGCUAUGCUUCUAAAAGCCAAUCUUCAGUUUAAUAUUAUAGACAGUUCUUUGUAGAUCUAUACCAUAUAGAUUUUAACUACCACCCUGAUCCUGGUAACCCCAAAUCCACAUGUUUCCAUGAUUAAAAUGAAACACCUCUAUCUAUCUAUCUAUCUAUCUAUCUAUCUAUCUAUCUAUCUAUCUAUCUAUCUAUCUAUCUAUCUAUCUAUCUAUCUAUCUAUCUAUCUAUCUAUCUAUCUAUCUAUCUUAGUGGUGUUUUAUUUAAAUCACAGAAACAUGUGGAUUUGGGGUUACCUCUUUUUAACCAAAAAUUGGGAAUUUUUUUAAAUCAGAGAAAACCAGGAUCCCUGAUGCUGAUGUCUCUUGCUCAUACUCCUAAAUACCAUUGGCUAUUUAUACAAUUUCUGUUUUGACUUUUACUUAUCGAAAAAAGGCUAUAGUCUUCCCAUUCAUUGCUUUUGGUCCCAAAUGCUGCAAACGCGUAAGCAUGUGCCAAACGCUCUUUACCUGCAUGGUCCCAUUGAUAGUCUCACGUAUAGUUAACAUGUGCCCAAGUGUUUUCUAGGACUAAGAUCUUGGAGGUGAUCAGAGAUGAGCAUGUUUCAUUACCACUCUAUUAUACCUUUGCAUGGUGUUCAGUGGCACUACAUCUGGACUAAUGCAGUGGUGGGUCAGCUCCAAGCAAUGAUGUGAUGAAUUAGGAUUUACCUCUCCUGCCUAGAAGGAUACUGACUCCAAGAGCAGCAGAAGCAAGUUUUUAAUUUCCCAUAUUUUCUUGUAAUGUUGAAAAGGCAAGGAAUCUGCUUUUCACUUCAUGUUAUUAAUAGUCAUGCACAAAAGACCUAAUACAACUGGACACACAUAUCAUAAACACUAAUAGCAAGGAGAGUAAGGAAGGGUAGGUACCUGCCCUGGCUAAGUCUGGAAAGCUGGUGGCUUCCUGUCAUACUUGUAGCCAGCACUAAAAUAACAGGACCUAUUGUUUUGUUUCCAGAGUGAUAAUGUAGUUGUGUGUGUUGAGAAAAAGGUCUGACAAGGGAGAAGGCAUGGAAAGUCUGAACAUUGUAUGGCAUGACCUUUGUUUUUCAAAUGAUCCUAUUAUCCAGGGUUGUUCCCCACAGCUCCUACUAAUAAUAUUGAAAAUUCCUUUAGCUGCGUAAGGGCCUGAUUGCCCAGCCCACAAAAAGUCAAUGAGAAAACUCCAGCUGACUUGAUCAAGCCCCAAAAAGACAGCUAGAUCAAAUUAGUCAAUAUUCUCAUGGCAUGGUCAUUUUUAAAUCAUCAACAAUGAAAUGACAAUUCAGCACUGUAGCCCAAAUGCACUGCUACCGCAAAUCCAUGUAUCUCCAUUGGCAUCAAUGAGACCACAUUGCUGUAAGGUAGCCAAGGAGCUUGCGAAAUGAUUUAUUUGUAGAGGGACUAGCCGUGCAACAAAAACCCACAAUCUGCAGAAUGUGACAUAGGAUUUCUAGUAGAUUAUAAUGUAAAGUAUGGAAAAGGAUGUGGAGAAGAAGGGAAAAACAAAUGGCGAGUUACUGACAGUGCAGAGCCACUGAAAGGUAACAGGGAGGAUUUCUCUGGCUUCCUUUUCUUCAGAUAAAUCACUGGUAGACAACCAGGCAGCCUGGCUGUGUGUUACUCUAUACCGUCAUGAGAGUGGGUUUAUGUCUUCUAUGACAAUCUGUAUUCAGUCUUCAAUACCUAUUUAUAAUAUUGUGCCUUACCAAAUACUUUGGCAGCAAUAGCAAUGUUGUAUGUAUGCCAUCCUGCCUUUUCUGUAAGGGUUUUGGACUUUAAAAAGGCCCUAGCCUUAUACCCAUCUCUGAGUGUAUAUUUGCAGCCUUAUAAAGACUAUUCCUAGGUACUGAGGCUAAUUUUCCCCUUGCUGACACUGACUCUAGUUUUACAGUACUGUAACUUUAUUUUCUUGGAGCUAGGCCGGACUUUCAUUGAUGCAAAGGAGAUCUCAUUCAGGCUUGCUGUAUGUAAUUAUACUUAUGUGAGGACCAGAUAGAACAGCUUAGAAAUAGUGUCACACAUCUAGAUAUUUUUAAUAGAUUGUUUUUGAAUCUUUUAAACCAAGCCUUAAUCUCAUCUUGGUAACACCUUUAAUGAAUGGCAGGUUACAGUCAGCAUCUUGAAUUUGUUCCUUGCCUUUCACCAUCACCUCUUCCUAGGCAUUUUUGUAUUUUGGCAGGCCAGGUUUCCAAGAUGGGGAGCACAGACUUAAUAUUCAACACAUGCUGAAAUGCUUUGCUGAGUCAGGCAAAGAGCUUGCUUCUGAUCUUACGCCACUUUAUUCUGGAGCAACGUCAGUCCCUUCAGUAGCAAAGCCUCUGAUUUACACCCAUGUAAGAAUGAUAAGGAUCAGAGUAUGGGUGAAAAUUACUCAAUAUGAUGGCAAAGCCACGUCGAGGUUUUAAGUCCAACAUUUUCAAGACGACAUGUAUGGCCAGUUUGAUCCCAUACUAGUCCCAACUGAACUGGAUUGAUUUCACUAGAACCAAAUUUGUUAUUUCUGUGCAGGUUUGUGGGUGGAAAGUUUUAUUUUGGAAAGUCGAUUUCCAUGGGUGAUUCAGUCAACUGCAGCGGACUUAACAUGAAGACAUUGAUCUGAAAUAUGGUGUCAUUUGCACAUUGGCACAUAUACAAUGAGAUUUGGUUAUAAUUCACACCGUUUUGGUAUUUUACUGCAAGUCAAGUAGUACCACUUGGACUUUUAAAUGGCACCUAGUGCGAUUGAUGUGAUUUUUAGAAGUGUUGAGCAUCCAGAAGUCCUAUUCCCUUUGGUCAAAGCUGUGAAGGCUUAGUGCCUUUGCGAAUCAGUCCCUUUUGCUUAGAUGGCUAACUAGAGAUUCAAGACACAGAUGCUGACAUUUUGAAAUUCCAUGGGGGUUAUUUGCUAAUAAGAACUUGAUGCAUCUUUUUGCAGAACACACUGGUUUCUCUGGUUCGUAUUUCUAAUGGUCCUAAUACAAUUUGUUCAUCCAGCCUGCUACAUUACUGAACCUGCUGUUCUUAUGCUUGCCUCCUUCUAAGACUGAACAACUCUAUUUGGAGCUCCUUCAGCAAUAUGAGGAUCUCUGCUGAUCAGCCAUGGUUUUAUUUAUAUGUUUUAGAAAGGAAAAGACCAAAAAAAAAAUCAACAAAGGGUUCAUUGUUCCAGUUUAACCCAUAUAAUCCAUUUCUUAAAACAAUAACUUACCUCCUGUCUUUGUCUGUACCUCUAAACUAUACAUUUAUUUUGUUCAGCUUGUCCAGGUCUGACUGUGUGAAAUGUUUCUAAAGAAGACAGCUCUGUAAGUGAUGGUGUAAAUGCAUUGUGUGUAUGUAUUCUAAAGUUUAAAUAGAUUGUACAUAUGGAAUUGUAAAUGAACUGUACACAGCAAUCUAUAUUUUCUUGAAUAUAUUAUAUAGCAGUAUAUAUUUGUUAAAUAAGCAUUCCUGUAUACUCUCCAUUAACCUUUUUAAUAUUUUGUACAGAUAAGUUUAUUAAAUAUUUUAUUGAUA